GUAGAAAGAUUACUGCAUCAACUCACUGAAGCAAUAGCCUCACUCUUUGUCUUUUAAACUUCAUCAACAAUGAAGCAAUGAUAUCUGAGAACAGAAGAACAUUUGCCAACCGUCAUCACAAUUUCAAGUGAUUGUAUAAGCAGAAACAAGCUGCAACAGAGCUCUGUGUCAGCUAGUAUAGAGAGAAUGGUUUAUUGAGGAGCAGUUUUAGUAUAGUGCUUUAUAUCUGUAUCAGAUGAAAUAAAAAUGAGUGAGACCCCCAGAUUCUUUGUUGGGCCUGAAGAUACAGAAAUAAACUCAGGAAAUUAUCGACAUUUCUUCCACCAUGCAGAUGAAGAUGAGGAGGAGGAGGAUGAGUCUCCACCAGAAAGGCAGAUUGUGGUUGGAAUAUGUUCCAUGGCAAAGAAAUCCAAAUCCAAACCAAUGAAGGAAAUUCUUGAACGGAUCUCCUUAUUUAAAUAUAUCACAGUAGUAGUAUUUGAAGAAGAUGUUAUUUUGAAUGAACCAGUAGAAAACUGGCCUUUAUGUGAUUGUCUUAUUUCUUUCCAUUCUAAAGGAUUUCCACUGGACAAAGCAGUUGCCUAUGCAAAACUCAGGAAUCCAUUUGUAAUCAAUGACUUGAAUAUGCAGUAUCUCAUACAAGAUAGAAGAGAAGUAUAUAGUAUUCUUCAAGCUGAAGGUAUUUUACUUCCUCGUUAUGCAAUUUUGAACCGUGACCCAAAUAAUCCCAAAGAAUGCAAUCUGAUUGAAGGGGAAGAUCAUGUAGAAGUAAAUGGUGAAGUUUUUCAAAAGCCUUUCGUAGAAAAGCCAGUCAGUGCAGAGGAUCACAAUGUUUACAUUUACUAUCCAACAUCUGCUGGUGGUGGAAGUCAAAGACUUUUUCGAAAGAUUGGCAGUAGGAGUAGUGUUUAUUCCCCAGAAAGCAAUGUACGAAAAACAGGCUCAUAUAUAUAUGAAGAGUUUAUGCCCACAGAUGGUACUGAUGUAAAGGUUUAUACAGUGGGUCCAGAUUACGCGCAUGCUGAAGCUCGAAAAUCUCCAGCGCUUGAUGGCAAGGUGGAACGAGACAGUGAGGGAAAAGAAGUUAGAUACCCUGUUAUUCUUAAUGCACGGGAGAAAUUAAUUGCCUGGAAAGUCUGCCUUGCUUUUAAGCAAACAGUUUGUGGUUUUGAUUUGUUACGAGCCAAUGGACAGUCCUAUGUCUGUGAUGUCAAUGGCUUCAGUUUUGUGAAAAAUUCCAUGAAGUAUUAUGAUGAUUGUGCAAAAAUACUUGGCAAUAUUGUAAUGCGAGAACUUGCUCCACAAUUUCAUAUCCCCUGGUCAAUACCCUUAGAAGCUGAAGAUAUCCCAAUUGUACCAACUACAUCUGGAACUAUGAUGGAACUUAGAUGUGUCAUAGCUGUGAUACGUCAUGGGGAUCGAACACCAAAACAAAAAAUGAAAAUGGAAGUGAGGCAUCAAAAAUUUUUUGAUCUUUUUGAAAAGUGUGAUGGAUACAAAUCUGGGAAAUUAAAACUCAAAAAGCCAAAACAGUUACAGGAAGUGCUGGACAUUGCCCGACAACUUCUUAUGGAGCUGGGGCAAAAUAAUGAUUCUGAAAUUGAAGAAAACAAGUCAAAACUUGAACAACUUAAGACUGUAUUGGAAAUGUAUGGCCAUUUUUCUGGAAUAAAUCGUAAAGUCCAAUUAACUUACCUCCCUCAUGGUUGUCCUAAAACAUCUAGUGAAGAAGAAGAUAGCCGAAGAGAAGAACCAUCCUUACUUUUGGUUCUAAAAUGGGGAGGAGAACUAACUCCUGCAGGCAGGGUCCAGGCUGAAGAACUUGGAAGAGCUUUCAGGUGUAUGUAUCCUGGAGGUCAAGGAGAUUAUGCAGGAUUUCCUGGCUGUGGUUUACUGAGAUUACAUAGUACCUACCGACAUGACCUCAAAAUAUAUGCCUCUGAUGAGGGACGAGUCCAGAUGACUGCAGCUGCUUUUGCAAAGGGGCUCUUAGCUCUAGAAGGAGAGCUUACACCCAUUCUUGUUCAGAUGGUAAAAAGUGCAAAUAUGAAUGGUCUUUUGGAUAGUGACAGUGACUCCUUGAGCAGUUGUCAGCAACGUGUGAAAGCAAGACUUCAUGAAAUACUUCAGAAAGAUAGAGAUUUUACUGCUGAAGACUAUGAAAAGCUUACUCCAUCUGGAAGCAUUUCUCUUAUCAAAUCAAUGCAUUUAAUUAAAAAUCCUGUGAAGACUUGUGACAAAGUUUAUUCCUUGAUACAGAGUUUGACUUCUCAAAUCAGACAUCGAAUGGAAGAUCCCAAAUCAUCAGAUAUUCAGCUUUACCAUAGUGAAACAUUAGAGCUUAUGCUACGUAGAUGGUCCAAGUUGGAGAAAGACUUUAAAACAAAGAAUGGAAGAUAUGACAUUAGUAAAAUCCCUGACAUAUAUGACUGUAUAAAAUAUGAUGUCCAGCAUAAUGGUUCCUUGAAAUUAGAAAAUACAAUGGAAUUAUAUAGGCUUUCGAAGGCAUUAGCAGAUAUUGUUAUCCCUCAGGAAUAUGGUAUAACUAAAGCUGAAAAACUGGAGAUUGCCAAAGGCUACUGUACUCCUCUAGUUAGAAAAAUUCGCUCAGACCUCCAGAGGACACAAGAUGAUGACACUGUAAAUAAACUCCACCCUGUGUAUUCCAGAGGUGUUCUGUCUCCUGAACGUCAUGUCCGUACCAGGUUAUAUUUUACCAGUGAAAGUCAUGUACAUUCUUUACUAUCUAUUCUUCGCUAUGGUGCCUUAUGCAAUGAAUCAAAAGAUGAACAGUGGAAACGAGCUAUGGAUUACUUAAAUGUUGUCAAUGAACUCAAUUACAUGACUCAGAUUGUGAUCAUGCUUUAUGAGGAUCCUAACAAGGAUCUUUCCUCAGAGGAACGCUUUCAUGUUGAAUUACAUUUUAGUCCAGGAGCUAAAGGAUGUGAAGAAGACAAAAAUUUACCAUCUGGCUAUGGAUAUAGACCAGCUUCAAGAGAGAAUGAAGGCAGGAGAUCUUUUAAAACUGAUAAUGAUGAUGAACCACAUACUUCUAAAAAAGAUGAAAUUGAUCGUGCUGUGAUACUGUUCAAACCUAUGGUAUCAGAGCCAAUUCAUAUACACAGGAAGUCUCCACUUCCAAGACCUAGGAAGAUGGCUACAAAUGAAGAAGAGAGCCCCCUGAGUGUGUCUAGCCCAGAGGGUACUGGUACCUGGCUGCAUUAUACCAGUGGUGUGGGUACUGGGCGUCGAAGACGCAGAUCAGGGGAACAAAUCACUUCUUCCCCUGUCUCCCCCAAAUCAUUGGCUUUCACAUCCAGUAUUUUUGGCUCAUGGCAACAGGUUGUAUCUGAAAAUGCUAAUUACCUGCGAACACCAAGAACUCUUGUGGAAAAGCAGAACCCUACUGUAGGGUCUCACUGUGCGGGCCUGUUUAGCACCUCGGUGCUCGGGGGUUCUUCAAGCGCACCUAACCUACAGGAUUAUGCUCGUACUCAUCGUAAAAAGCUGACUUCUUCUGGCUGCAUAGAUGGCUUUGAGUUGUAUUCCAUGGUGCCAUCUAUUUGUCCUCUAGAGACUCUUCACAAUGCCCUGUCUUUAAAGCAGGUGGAUGAAUUUCUUGCUUCCAUUGCUUCUCCAUCAAGUGAAGUUCCACGGAAGACCCCUGAAAUUUCCUCUACAGCUUCGCGUUCCAGUCCAGUAAUGAGAAGAAAAAUAUCUUUAAAUACAUAUACACCUGCAAAGAUCCUCCCAACACCACCAGCUACCUUAAAGAGUACAAAAGCAAGCAGCAAACCAGCUACCAGCGGACCUUCUAAUGCAGUUGUUCCUAAUACCUCAUCUCGAAAAAAGAAUAUAACUAACAAAGCAGAAAUGCAUGAACACAAAAAAACCACAGGGAAAAAGAAAUGAAAUCUUAGCAGAAGCUGGAACUCCUUAAAUAUAUAAAAAUCACGUAAAAGGACACAUAAUAAACCUUGGCUGAAAACUGUCAAAGCAAGUAGUUUAUGUUUCCCCUUAUACAUCUCUGAAUUCAUUUUAAAAUAUGUUAAAUCUAGAGAAUUCAUCAUAUAUAUUCAGGUAAGGAACUUUUCUCAUGAUCUUGAAAAGUUUAAGACAAUGUUCAUUAACAUUUUAUGAGCAGCAAAAGUUAUGGUGAGGAAGGUCUGUCAUUCUUAAUGUUAUGUUUACCAUGUGCCCUUGGUAAAGACAAGGACAGAAAAGCCCAGCUAGCUUGUACCAGUGUCCCAUCAAUAAUGCUGUUUACUCAAGAAUCUGUGAGGUGACCUCUAUAUACACUUUCAUUUUCAUGAGAUUUUAUCUUAGCUGUAAAACCUAUAGCUUGGGUUAGAAUUUGGCAGUCAGGAUUACUGAUUGCAGAUUUUUUAAGUGUAUUUCCAAAGAGAUUUCAUUGAUCAUUUAGAUUAGAAACUUUUACCCCCAAUUGUUAGAAUUACAGAUAUGCUGCAAUAUUUAAUAACUGGAGUAUUAGCAUAUGGGUUAUUUUUUCAAUAUGUGCUUUGAGUUUUUUUAUUGUGUGUUAUUUAAAAUAUUACAUAUACAGCUGGGAUAACUACACCUUUAUGUACAUAAAUUUCUAUAUUAAUUUGUAGAAAAUACUUUCUUUAUAUAUUUCCUUACCAUAAGGUGCUUUUGCUCAUCAGGAAACUUUUGCUUCAUGUGUUGGGAAGAAAGACAGCUUUAGAUUAUUUUUUUUUAAGAGAUAUAGUUGACAAAUUUAUAAAUGUUACACUUAUUUUCAGAGUUCUUUUUAGAUCUAAGGAAAUCAGUUCAGAAAUGGAUAUCAAUGUGAGAAGAAUGUCUGAAUUCUGUAGUUAGUAGAUAUUAUGUAUAGCACCUCUUUUUUUAGCAUUUCCAUUCUUAUCUCUAGUGUAUCAGUUGAUCUCACGAAGAAAGCUUAAAGAUUGAACAUUUGCUCUUUUCAAAUGAUUAGAUUUUGAAAGGAUAUUGAGAUCAUUGUUUUGUGAUUUCAUCUGUGAUGUGAAAAAAUAUUUAUUAUCCUUGGUGCUUUUUACCUAAUGCACAAAUAAUUAGAAACCACUUGAAAUGACUUAAACUGUAAACCAAACGGUACAAUCUGAUAAGAAUUCCAUGCAUUGCCAGUCAGGUCACUUAAAUUGCUAAAACUUUAGUUUGAAGCUUACGUUUAGGCAAUUACUGAAUUCUCAUAUGAACACAACUAUUAAAAUUCUUCAUGAGACUCUCCUAACUUUAGAUCAUCAUCUAAGAAUUGACUUUUAGAAAAUAAGCAUAUUAUGUGUUAGUUUUGUAAAAGUACCAGAUGCAAAAGUCACGAAUAUAUACAAUUAUAUAAGUUUAUAUACUUCAUGUGAAUGUAAUUGUAUUAUGUGAAGAUAUGUCUUUUAAAUAUUUCAAUGUACCUAGGCUUUCUGUAUGUGAAAAUGUUAAUGUGCUCAGUGUGGGAGUAAGAAACUACUUUUAUUUUUUAAGUGAAACUGAAUUAAAAUAUUUUAUUUCCAGAA
Molecule: messenger RNA, 5504 nt
Organism: Odobenus rosmarus divergens (Pacific walrus)
Lineage: Eukaryota; Metazoa; Chordata; Mammalia; Carnivora; Odobenidae
Gene: PPIP5K2
Product: diphosphoinositol pentakisphosphate kinase 2
Exons: 29
Coding region: 247-3912 (1221 amino acids)
Biological process (GO): inositol phosphate biosynthetic process; inositol metabolic process
Cellular component (GO): cytosol
Molecular function (GO): diphosphoinositol pentakisphosphate kinase activity; inositol hexakisphosphate kinase activity; 5-diphosphoinositol pentakisphosphate 1-kinase activity
Source: RefSeq, a predicted model, not a curated record